AGACUGCAGCCGCUGGGAAGGAGGGAGCCGCUCGGGGGAGCAGCUGCAGGCCGGGGGCUGCGGCCGCCACCCCACCGUCACCCUGGCGCUGCGUUGCAUGGACGGCGUGUUCCUCUCCCCCACGGAGAAUGACUUUGUCAACAAGAUCCUGGAGGAACUGGACCACUUUCUGCUUCAGAACCAGCUGGAGAAAGUCCUCUUGUUUCCUCCCUUGUCCAGUCGCCUCAGGUACCUGAUCCAUAGGACUGUGGAUGAUGUUGACUUCCUGAGUAGCUUCUCUGUUGGGGAAGGAUGGAGAAGGAGGACCGUGAUCUGUCACUCGGCAAUAAGGCUGCCAGAUGACCCAGAUGAUCCAGAUGGCUCCUGUGGCAGUGCCUUAAACUCAGGCCACCCUCCGAGAGGCAGAGGAUGUAGAUCUGGAGGAGGAUCACGUCGCAUGGAAGCACAGGCCAAUGGCACUCAAACUCGCCGAGGAAAUGGCAGGGGCAGAAGGCAGCCUCGGAGGAAGCCAGAUAGAGCUUUGUAUGUCCCCAGGGCAAUGCGCAAGAAACCCGAGGGCUUGACAAAGGACAACUCUGAACCAUUUGGAGCAGAGUCACAUGGCUUCGGGUUGAAGGAGAACAGAAUGUCAAGCACCGUCUGCAACUGUGAAGAAGUUACAGAUACUGGCACAUUUCCUGGCAUUGUUGGUCCUGCUGUGGAAUAUCCAGAAGCUCAAAACCCCAGUGAGAUGUAUACUAAAAAUCUGGAGUCUGGUAGUAAAAGUAGUGAAGAUCCUAUGGGGUAUCUGGGUUCUCCUUCAUUGGAAGAUCUGUCAGAACAGGAAGACCAAAAUAAAAUGAAGCAGAUCACCCGGGUACAAGAGAGCAGUCCAAACCUGGUCCUUUCAGAAAACCAGAGUACAGAUGGUGCAGAUACUGUGAUAUUAGAGUGUUUUGAAACAUCAACCUUACUGGAAGAACCAAAGGCCAGGAAUUUUGAUGCAGCACUUCUCAAAGAAAGUGGACCACUGCCUUCAGUAGAAGACCAGAACAAAAGCACUUCAGAUGGUAUUGCACUGGAACUGAGCAAAAAUCUGACAUCCCUAGAAAACCAUGGAAAAGACUGUCAGGAUACCACUCUGUUGGAAAGCAGCAUGUCCCCAUCCCUACUUGAAGACCACAAGGGUCAGAUUACAGGUGAUGUCUUGUUGAAGCACACCAAUGAUCCCUUACUUCUGAGAAAUAAGAAUGAUUGUACAUGUGCUGGUGAAAUGGAGUAUAGCAAAAUACAACCCUUGCUGAAAGACAGCACUGUGGAUGCUGGUGCAUCUCAACAUGACCCAGAAAUGUCAACACAGGAGAGCCAGGAUAGGAACUGCAUUGAUCUGUCCCUAUUGGAAUGUAGCCAAACUGAGCCAUGUGAAGUCACCCAAGAUCCAAGUACCACUUGUGCCUCUAUUUUGGGACAGGCAUCGGUGAUGUCCCCUGUUCUGGAACACAAUACAAAGGCAUCUGUCUUGGACCCUGAAGCCCCACCCUUUAUAAAUACCUCUGUAUCCUAUAAUGGCAAAAAGAGCCCAUUACUUGAAGACCAGGAGAGACAUGAUGUAGAUUUGGAGGGUAACAAGCUGCCUGGGCUGGAACUGUCUGCGGGAGAUGGAAGUGUGGGAACCUCUGCAGUGGAUGAAAAGAACAACAUCUUUGAAGAUGACUGUGGCGCUGAACUCCUUCAAGAGAUCAGAAAUUAUCUGACCAUAAAGGACAUAAGCAUUGAGAAAAUUCGGUUGGAUUGCACCAGCUAUGGGGAAGCACAGAUCAAUGAGGGAGACUUUGGACAUGUGCUAGAGAUUUAUGAUUUUUCACCUUUGCUGAAGACUGAACACCUUUUGGAGGCCUUUGCAGAGUUCCAAGAGAGUGGCUUUAAAGUGCAGUGGGUUGAUGACACUCAUGCUCUUGGCAUUUUUUCUGGUUUCAUGGCAGCAUCUCAAGCAAUGGAACAGAGUUACCCCUCCUUAAAGAUCCGCCCUCUAAUCUAUGCUACAAGACAGUCAAAAAUCAAGGCACUUCAGCGGUCAAAGCUCCUCCAGCUUGCCAAAGAAAGGCCUCAGACUGACACAGCUGUGGCUAGAAGGCUGGUGACCAGGGCACUGGGAUUACUCCACAAGACCCAGCGGUGCUCAGGCCCAGAACUGCCAGAAUCAGAAAACGUCAGCCUGCCAGAGUGAAAUAGAUCAUCCCGAGUGGCUUGGGGUGAUGAUUUGGGGUGUGCUAUUAAAACUGUGUAGUCUGACGGUAGGCUUCGUCUGUGAUGUUAUUUUGUGUGUGGGGAGGGUUGUUUUUUGCAAUAGGGAAAUGGUUGGUUGUGUUAGAAAUGGGAAAGGAACUGACAUGACAAGCAGUUAAUGGUGGGAAUGCUUUGAGGGAAGGAAGCAGGCCAACUUGUAAAGGGACCACAGGAGGGCCGUGAAAAGUCUGUCUUGUUUGGCAUUAACAUUGCCCAAGCAGCUUGUGUGUUAGUUGUUUUUUUUUUAACUUGGCUAAUCACCUGUGCUUUUAAAAGUUAGCAAGUUCUGGAACAGGUGUUUUUCAUUCUUUCAUAGACAUUCUUUGUUCCAUUGUGCAGUAAAGGGAGGGACGACAUUUCCUGCAUGACCUCCUGUCUUCAAAACCUGCCUGCUGCUGUUGUUCUUGCAGAGUGUGUGCAAUUGAAAUAAAGCGUUCCAAGUCUGUUUUGGGUUGGAAACGCAAGUCUGGUCCCCUUACUGGGUGAAGAGCAGGGAGGAGAAAAACAGCACGCCAGAGGAAAAUGGAGUGCUCUCUGCACACACACACCCCUUGCCAUUUUCACUGGUGCACAUUGGCUUGAUCACAGUAUGCAGGGAGAAGCUGCUUUAGCCUUCCCAUCCCUGUGUUGUUUUUUGCAACAGCAGUCCAUCCUAUGGAGCUGCCAUUGUGAAACUUAAAUGUAGCCAUAUAAAUAAUGUGUUGUUUAUCUCAGAGCCAAGAGUGGCUCCAUGGGGGGGCGGCGGCUUGCAGAUGUGAAAGCAGUGGGUGGGGGGCAUUAAAGCCGGUCUCCCUGUAGGCUGUGGUCACAAACAGAAAAGAAUCUGUGUGGUUCUGAGAGGCACAAAGCACCCAUUGCAUGUGUGAUACAAAGUCCUCAUGUUCCUAACAGUUAUGAAGACUUUGCACUGAUAUGUUGAUGGAGCCUACAGUGAAAUUAGAAACCAGUGACAGAAAGACACACAUAACACAAUGACACAUUUGCAGGACUUGAUAUCUUUACUGAAGUUUGUAGAGGUUUUUUUGUUUCAUUUUAAAAUAAAAGUUGCUAUCACAAA
Messenger RNA from Heteronotia binoei (common prickly gecko), 3322 nucleotides. RefSeq names its product R3H domain and coiled-coil containing 1 (gene R3HCC1). Gene Ontology annotation, molecular function: nucleic acid binding. Bases 98 to 2206 code for a protein of 702 amino acids. The transcript is spliced from 8 exons. The record is from RefSeq and is a predicted model, not a curated record. Lineage: Eukaryota; Metazoa; Chordata; Lepidosauria; Squamata; Gekkonidae.